Molecule: messenger RNA, 579 nt
Organism: Dothidotthia symphoricarpi CBS 119687
Lineage: Eukaryota; Fungi; Ascomycota; Dothideomycetes; Pleosporales; Dothidotthiaceae
Exons: 1
Coding region: 1-579 (192 amino acids)
Source: RefSeq, a predicted model, not a curated record
AUGUCUCAGCGACACGGAACACCAAGGGGACUUCGCGGGAGUCGGAGUGCUGGACGACAUGCAGCAUCCCAGGGAACCAAAACCAGUCCUCGCACAUGUCAUGACACGCCACUUACGCUGUCGUUCGACUUAAGCAGUGUAGACGAGUAUGCGGCGAACACGUAUAGUCUAGACUCUGUCGUGGAGAUUGCUCGCGCUGUUUAUGAUCUUAACACCAUAUACAGAGACAGCAUAGGCAGUCAUAGUGAUGUCAAUAUGCGGAUGUGCAGAAAGCUCCACGACAUAGCCUGCAGGGCUGACUCACUCGCCCUCAUUGCUGGGGCGCUAUCGGCAGCUGGGUCCGCGUAUGGGAUGAAACUGGUCAUGCCCGUGAAGCUGAUAUCCUCACACGACGACGAGUCGGUGCUGAUGCAGCGGGCGUGUCCCAAAGGUGAGAUUAUACAGGAUCGUUACGCGCUCUACAUCGAGUACCAGGACGGCUCGUCUACCCUCAUCCCCGCGGUGUUGUUCUUCGCAGGUCAACAUCGACAAAGCACAAUCCGUCGUUCACACACAAGCCUUCAAGACCCACGUAUCUGA